GUAUACCUAUCCUCAUUCAUUCUUCUGCUCAGCUGUAGGAUUAAUCCAGGAAAUUUCAUCCGUUGUUAGAAGAGGGUGUUUGGUAGUGAAGAUGCUGAGAUGAAACCAAUACACAGAGGAGAUUGAAAAAGGGAGACGACAAAAGAGCUGAUUGAAGAAAGGGUAGAGUUAUAGGACGCAGAGUCACCGCCAAUCAUUGCAAUGUGAUUGAAGAGCGACAGAGAGGACGCAACGCCGGCUGGGGAUGUGCGUGGAGGAGUCGCUUGGUAUCUAAGGUCAAGCGACUUGAAAGUGUCAAGGACGGACGGUCCUCUAUCCCGAGCACCAUGGACUGCAUGUCGUUGUUUGACCACCACGUCUGCUCAGGUGUUUGUGGCUGCUGUGGGGCGCUGCGUCCGCGCUACAAGAGGCUAGUCGAUAACAUCUUCCCAGAAGAUUCAGAGGAUGGCCUGGUCAAGUCAAACAUGGAGAAGCUGACAUUCUACGCUCUAUCGGCCCCGGAGAAGCUGGACCGGAUUGGGGCUUACUUAUCUGAGCGACUAAGUCGAGAUGUGGCCAGGCACCGCUAUGGCUAUGUCUGCAUUGCCAUGGAGGCCCUGGACCAGCUCCUGAUGGCCUGUCACUGUCAGAGCAUCAACCUGUUCGUGGAGAGCUUUCUCAAGAUGGUGGCCAAGCUCUUAGAAUCAGAAAAGCCAAACCUCCAGAUUCUAGGAACCAACUCGUUUGUAAAGUUUGCAAACAUCGAAGAGGACACCCCCUCCUACCAUCGCAGCUACGACUUCUUUGUGUCUCGCUUCAGUGAAAUGUGCCACUCCAGCUACGAUGAUGUGGAGACAAGGACCAAGAUCCGGUUGUCCGGGAUUAAGGGCCUCCAGGGCGUUGUGAGGAAAACUGUGAACGAUGAACUUCAGGCCAACAUCUGGGAGCCCCAACACAUGGAUAAGAUCGUGCCGUCGCUGCUCUACAAUCUCCAGCAAGUGGAGGAGACAGAGAGCCGCUCUCCAUCGCCACUGCAGAGCACAGACAAGGAGAAGGAGAAUCCAGCAGAGUUGGCAGAGAGAUGUCUGAGGGAGCUGCUGGGCAGAGCGGCCUACGGCAACAUCAAGAACGCCAUCAAGCCUGUUCUCAUGCACCUUGAUAACCAUACCUUGUGGGAACCUAAAGUCUUCGCUGUGCGAUGCUUCAAGAUAAUCAUGUACUCCAUUCAGCCCCAGCACUCACAUCUGGUGAUCCAGCAACUGCUCAGUCACUUGGAUGCGAACAGCAAGAGUGCUGCCACCAUACGGGCAGGGAUUGUGGAGGUCUUGUCUGAGGCCGCGGUCAUAGCUGCCACGGGUCCAGUUGGCCCUACGGUCCUGGAAGUGUUCAACACUCUUCUGAGGCAGCUGCGAUUGAGCAUCGACUAUGAACUGACGGGCAGCUACGAUUCUGCCAUCAACAUAGGUAUCAAGAUCAUCAAAGAGCAUGAAGAAAGGAUGUUCCAGGAGGCUGUCAUCAAGACUAUAGGUUCAUUUGCCAGCACUCUGCCCACUUACCAAAGGUCAGAGGUCAUGCUGUUUAUCAUGGGAAAAGUGCCACUUCCUUCAGUGCAUCAUAGCAUGGAACCUGGAAGAGCAGGAGAAAACAGAAAUCGUCUCAUCCAGGUCAUGCUUCUGAAGUCACUUCUUCAGGUGUCCCUGGGCUUCCAGUGUAAUAAUAUGCUGACCGCAUUGCCCAGCUCUUUCCUUGACCCGCUGCUGUCUUCCGCCUUGAUGGAAGACGCUGAGCUCCGACUGUUUGUGCUGGAAAUUCUCGUCUCAUUGAUAGACCGCCGCGGGAACAGGCACAAGUUUUCCACCAUCAGUACAGUCCCGGAUAUCUCUGUCCUGAAACUGAAGGUGGAUAAGUGUUCCAGGCCGGAUACACUGUUCAUGAAGAAGCAUUCCCAUCACCUAUACCAGCACAUCUACCUGAGCUGCAAUGACCCCAGCAAUGUCCAGGCCCACUAUGAAGCUCUGUACGCAUUACUUGUCAUGAUCAGCAUUGAAUUGGCCACUGAGGAAGUGGUGGUGGAUCUUGUCCGACUGGUACUCGCUGUGCAGGACUUGGCCCUGACUAACGAGGACAACCUUCCAGCAUACAAUCGAUGUGCCCUGCACGCCCUCUGCGCUGCUUAUCUGAACCUGAUCAGCCAGCUCACCACAGUGCCCGCCUUCUGCCAACAUAUUAAUGAGGUGAUAGAGAUGAGGAAGAAAGAUGCUCCAUAUUUACUACCGGAAGACGUCUUUGAGGAAAAGCCAAGGUGGUCGAAGAAUGUUGAUCAGAUUGAUAUGGAGCUGCUGUUCCUGCAGAGUAAAGUCAGUGAGGUCCUGGGGGGAAGCGGUUAUAACUCCGACAGGCUAAGCACACCCUAUGUUCCCCAGCUAACAGAUGAAGACCGAUUGUCGAAGAGAAAGAGUAUCGGAGAGACAAUAUCCCUGCAGGUGGAAGUGGAGUCGCGGAACAGUCCGGAGAAGGAGGAGAAAGCUCCAGCUGAAGAGAUAACCUUUGAGACAUUAAAAAAUGCAAUAGUGGACAGUGUGGCCGUGGAAGAACGAGAGCGUGAGCGAAGGCGGCAGGUGGUUGAGAAGUUCCAGAAGGCUCCGUUUGAGGAAAUCGCUGCUCAUUGUGGGGCCAGGGCCUCGUUGCUGCAGAGUAAACUAAACCAAAUCUUUGAGCUGACUAUACGCCCCCCUCCGAGUCCUUCGGGCACCAUCACGGCAGCAUUCGGGCAGACACAGAACCACUCGAUUCCUGUCUACGAGAUGAAGUUCCCUGACCUUUGCGUCUACUGACUGAACAAUAAGAGCUGACAGAGUACAGCCACCUUUUCUUCCCAUCGUUAGCAUGUUCCUCUCAAUGCGAGAGACCUGCAGUGUUGGUACGGGAAUCCUCCCUCUUCCACUCCAGCAGCACCCGGUGCCAGAUUGCCGCUAUAUGCUCAGAUGUUCCUCUGUUUGCACUAAACCCUGUGGAUGUCCUCUCCAUACAUUAAGCUGCUUUGUUCUUGUAAGCAGGAUGUACAGCCAGAAGAGAUACAUAAGGACACUUCCUUUAAUUCUGUAAUGUAUAGUAUGUAUAGUACUCUUGUGGGUCACUAAUGAGAUUUAGGCGGGUCCUUUACAGUAGUCAGUGAUAGAGGGCGGCAUCGUGUUGGGCUUAUUUAAUCCCCCAUUCACACUUCCGUGGGUAAAAACCAUUGGGUUUUAAUAUGUAUUUAUAACACAAAGUUUUGUAUUGCACUGCUUCUGUGAUUCAGACAUAUAGCAACACCAGCUGGGUGAAGCAGGAGAUGUUAAUGCUGAUAUCUUUUGGGGGAAGGAAAAGUGGUCAUCGGGGCAGAGGGACCCGGUGAGGUGCAAAAGAAGGGUUGAGUUUACAUGAGAGUUGGUUAGUGUUAGGAUUACAAGCAGGGAUAUAGGCAGAGAUAGUGUUAAAGCUGAAUUCCAGGAAUUCAGCUACUUUACAAAAAAUUAAGACACAAUAUGAGUUAAAGAGGAGCUCCAGGCUCCCCACAAAAAAUAAAAGACAGCAGCUACAAAUUCUGUAAGAAUUUAAGAACACUUACCUGUCCAGGGAUCCAACAAUCUCCUCACUAGAGCCGAUUCUUCGAAUUGGCUUUAGGUGCAGGCACCGGCAUCUUGAGUAAGGGAAACCGGUAGUGAAGCCUCGGCCAGUUUCGUACUUUGCAUGUGCGAUCGACACUGUGCUUUGUGAGUGAUCCGGUCCCGCAGUCUUCUGGGACUGGUGAUGUGUCCCAGAAAGCUGCUGGAAAGAAGGGCGAUUGUUGCGGCGCAUCUGGUUGGAAUUAAGAGUGGGUACCUGUCAAAACCAGGUACCCGCUACCCACUUUCCCCCAAAAAGUGCCAAAUGUAGCAGUAGAAGGGGGGGGUGUAAACAGCCCUUUUUGGGUCAAGUUCCGCUUUAAGUCCAGCAUGACACCCCCUGGGCUUAUCUCUAUUAUGUAUAUCUAACA
Molecule: messenger RNA, 3994 nt
Organism: Rana temporaria (common frog)
Lineage: Eukaryota; Metazoa; Chordata; Amphibia; Anura; Ranidae
Gene: EFR3B
Product: EFR3 homolog B
Exons: 23
Coding region: 327-2813 (828 amino acids)
Biological process (GO): protein localization to plasma membrane
Cellular component (GO): plasma membrane
Source: RefSeq, a predicted model, not a curated record